GUCGUCUUACAGAAACUUUAAAGCAGUUUUUGAAAACAAGUUGGAAAACUAUUGAUUUUGAGCUUUCUACCCAUUUGUGUUCUUUUUUGUUUGCAAUAUUCACUUCUAGUUCAGUGAAAGUAGCAAAACAAAAAAAAAAUGUCCUUUGAAGUUGAAAGAGUGGUGGUGAUCGUGGAUGCCUCGAAAGAUGUUAGCCUGAGUGCAAUCAAAUGUGCCCUGAAAGGCUUACCACGUAAGCCUGGACAUAAGCUCCUGCUUCUAGGAGUUCUCCACCAGGUUAUUAAUCCUAGUACGUUUUCAAAGGCUGGAAAACUGCUGGGCUACAAGAGCAAAGUGGAUUCAGCAUCCAUACUUGGAGCAAAUAAGAAGACUGUACGGGAAGAAGUUGCACGGAAGAAGGAAGAGUACAUGAAUAAUGAGGAACUUAAGGAGAUAUAUCAAGAGUGCAAGAAAGCAGAGAUUCACUUCCUAAUAGAUGUGAAAGCUGGAGCUUCGCCUAAAGUUGUUGCUGUAAAGGCUGCCAGGAGUUUUGAGGCAACAUGGGUGAUACUUGACAGGCAGAUGAAGAAGGAUGAGAAGUACCUCAUGGAAAAUCUUUCAUGUGGAAUAGCAAGGGUAAAAAGCAAUAACCGCAUUGAAAGGUUGAAAGGGCAAAAAGCCAGUGUACACAGUAAAACGUCCACCAGGAAAAGCACUGGUGAGAGUAGAAGCUCUGCAGGUCAUGUCACAUAUUUUGAAAUGCUACCCAGUGGCACAGAGGACGAAUUGUCUCCCAGGAGCUCUACCAGUCUUCAGAAAAAUGACAAAACAAAAGGCGAUGGUGCUGGUGCAGAACCCACAAUGCAUCCUCCCAGAACAUCUGCAUUCUAUAAAUCUUCAUCAAGUGAGCAGCUUAUCACAACCACGGUUUCAACUUCAAGCCUGGGCAACACUGAAGCCUCGAGUUCCAGCUUUACCGAGGACCAGGGCUCCCCUCUGUACUUUCGCGAUGAGGAGACUACCACAAACACAGAACAUGAAACUGCCGGAGAGCAAUCCCCGUUACUCGCUGCAGACAUGCAAGAGGAAGAUAAAACAAAUCCAGAUAGUGGAUUCAGUCUGGAAGACCCACAGGUACAUCCCAGCAACAACAACAGUGAUUGCAUGGAAGAUCGUCAACAAAAUGAGCAGUUUAAAAACCCUAUAUGCUCCAUUUGCAAGAAUAGACGUCCAAAAGUUGGAUGGAAAAGAGACUUCACUUAUGCAGAGCUCCAAGCUGCCACAGAAGGAUUCUCUCCAAGGAACUUUCUAUCAGAAGGUGGCUUUGGUUCUGUCUAUAGAGGAAAGCUGAAAGGGCUGAAAAUUGCUGUUAAGCAACAUAAAAGUGCCAGUUUUCAAGGAGAGAAGGAAUUCAAAUCUGAAGUUAAUGUACUCAGUACAGCCAGGCACGAGAAUUUGGUCAUGCUGUUAGGAUCAUGUUCAGAAGGAAAUCACCGGUUGCUGGUAUAUGAGUAUGUGUGCAAUGGUUCUCUGGAUCAGCAUCUGUCCAAACACUCUCGCAGAACCCUUACUUGGGAAAAAAGGAUGAGAAUAGCCUUGGGAACCGCAAAAGGUUUACAGUAUCUUCAUGAGAAGAACAUUGUCCACAGAGAUAUGAGACCUAACAACAUCCUAGUGACCCAUGAUUUUGAAUCACUGCUAGGAGAUUUUGGCCUUGCCAAAACUCGACGUGAAGACUUGGAAUACAGCUCUGAGACAAGACUUGUUGGAACUCUAGGAUACUUAGCCCCCGAAUAUGCAGAAUAUGGGAAAGUUUCUACCAAGACGGACGUGUACUCCUUUGGGGUCGUUCUGUUGCAGCUGAUAACAGGACGGAAGACCACAGAUAAAUCUCUUGAAGGAAAAAGUCUUGUAGGAUGGGCACGACCACUAUUGAAAGAACGAAAUUAUCCAGAUCUGAUUGAUCGCAGGAUCGGGGAGUCCCAUGACGUCUACCAACUGUUUUGGAUGGUUCGAGUAGCAGAAAAAUGUCUCAGCAAGGAUCCUCAAAAGAGGAUGACUAUGGAUGUGGUAGUUGAUGUAUUAACUUACAUAAUGGAAAGAAAGGGCGGUUGCUCCAUUAGAGACUUCUCCCCAGCAAGAUCAGAUUCAGCCGGUAGCAUGCCAGACUCCAGCGAAUCUCAAUACGAUGACAGAAGCUUCAAUGCGGACACAGCACUGAUGCAUGGCACGGGUUAUGCGAGCAGAAGGCUCCCGCCAUCGCCUCCAAUGAAACCCUCUUCUUCCGGGACUUCCUUAAGUGAUGCACAAAGCACAGCUAGCAGCGAAACGACCAGCACAAAGGGCGGAGAAACAUCGGGCUCCCGCCAUCGCCUCCAAUGA
This is a messenger RNA of Eucalyptus grandis, 2361 nucleotides long. Its product is annotated as inactive protein kinase SELMODRAFT_444075-like. Gene Ontology annotation, molecular function: ATP binding; protein kinase activity. The coding region runs from base 139 to 2361 and encodes 740 amino acids. The record is from RefSeq and is a predicted model, not a curated record. NCBI's taxonomy places the organism in Eukaryota, Viridiplantae, Streptophyta, Magnoliopsida, Myrtales, Myrtaceae. Gene Ontology annotation, cellular component: plasma membrane. The transcript has 9 exons. Gene Ontology annotation, biological process: protein phosphorylation.